AUGACUAAUGAGCAUGAAGGCGAUAUUUGUCCAAUUUGUUGUGAUUCUAUUACCGCAGUAGGUCGAAAAGAAAUGUCAUGUUGUAAAACUAAGUUAUGUUCAAUGUGUCUACUAACACACAUAUCAACGGUGGUUGAACAAGGAAAAGCAAAAAUAGAAUGUCCAUCGUGUACUCAGGAGAUGAAUAGUAAUGAAAUAUUGUAUUAUGAUGAAUUACCAGGUCAAGUUCGAGAGCGUUAUCAACAACACUUGGCUCAAGCAUUAUCAGAACAAAAUCCGAAUAUGUACAAGUUAUGUCCAAAUUGCAAUUGGAUAACAAUUAUUGAUGGUAAAGUACACUUCAAAAAUACAGCAAACGUAUUUUCAUUACGAAAAAAUCAUCGGCCAAAAAUAGUUGAAUGUGAACAAUGCAAACAACGAUGGUGUUGGAGAUGCUAUGCACCUAUGCACGAUGGACAAUCGUGUAAAGAAUUUAAAAAAGAUCGUACACGUGUUGACACAUGGGCGAAAGGAAAACGUUUAACGGAUAAUCAACGUAAUGCACAAAAAUGUCCAAAAUGUGCAAUUUAUAUUGAAAAAGUUGAUGGUUGUAAUCAUAUGCAGUGUGGAAAAUGUAAUGCAAAAUUUUGCUAUGAAUGUGGGAAACGAAUGAGAUUACCAACUUAUAUUGGUCAUGACGCUAAAUACUCAUUAUUUGGUUGCAAGUAUAAACUCUUUCCACGUAAUCGUUUUUUACGUUAUUUUAUACGCGGCUCAAUAUUUUCAGGGAUUGUGUUAGCCACACCAAUUGCUUUAGGUGCUGUUAUUGUUUUAGUUGGUAUUAGUAUACCGAUUAUUUUAAUUGUGGGCUGUUUAGGAGUCCCCGUGUUUAUGUGUAUUGAAUGUAAAAGAUCUUGA
Molecule: messenger RNA, 897 nt
Organism: Didymodactylos carnosus
Lineage: Eukaryota; Metazoa; Rotifera; Eurotatoria; Philodinida; Philodinidae
Source: the annotation of a GenBank genome assembly